This is a messenger RNA of Guyanagaster necrorhizus, 544 nucleotides long. RefSeq lists its product as uncharacterized. NCBI's taxonomy places the organism in Eukaryota, Fungi, Basidiomycota, Agaricomycetes, Agaricales, Physalacriaceae. The transcript is spliced from 2 exons. The record is from RefSeq and is a predicted model, not a curated record. The coding region runs from base 168 to 461 and encodes 97 amino acids.
AGCCUCCAUCUACAAACAGCCUUAGCACCGCCACCACUACAACGAGCUCUACUUCGAGUUCGGCUACGCCUAGGUCGUCCAGUUCUUCUACUGCAUCGUCCACGUCUGCAUCUGCAUCCUCGACUGCGGCUGGGUCACCCACUUCCUCAUCGGAUUCGGCACCAACGAUGCCACUCCUUACGACUCCGGUUUACAUCGCUACCACACUCUGCGGUGUAGUCAUGGCCUUCACGGUUGGCAGAAGGUCCUGUGUGGUUCAAGUUUUCGUUUGUAAUGAAACCUCUCGGAAUGUCGGGCAAACAACCAACUUGUGGUCAAGUGUCCAUUUCAGACAUGGUUGGGAGCUCAUUGUAGGCGAUGCGCACCGCGCUGAAAAAAUUCAAGCUUUGCGAUGUGUAUGUCGCCCUCGCAUUCCUCGGCCGUACUAUACGUCAUCGAAAAACCUUCGCUUGGUAACAUAAUAUCCCUUUGGGAUAUUUUCAAUGCGUUGUAGAUAAGUCUCAAGCUACGCAGGAUGCUCAGCCAUAUCACGAAUCCAGUCAAC